AUGGUGCGCCUGGCAGCCGAGCUGCUGCUGCUGCUGGGACUCCUCCUGCUUACCUUGCACAUCACGGUGCUGCGGAGCAGCGAGCCCAACGCCGCGGCCGGCAACCACAGCCAGCGCCCGCAGCAGAACAUCCUCCAGACAGAUAGCCAUUCAUCUCCUGAGACCAGCUUAACAUUAAACCCAGAGGACAGACCGGAUCAUCCUGACCAGCAAGCAGCACACAGGUCAUUUGCAAAACAGCAGUUCAGGCAGGAGAAUGGGCAUUCGUCUUUGCAAAGGGACGGACCAAGAUCUUUCCUUCUGGAUCUCCCAAACUUUCCUGACCUUUCAAAAGCAGACAUCAACGGGCAAAAUCCCAACAUCCAGGUGACUAUAGAAGUUGUUGAUGGUGCAGAUUCUGAAUCAGAGAAGGAUCUUCAAAAGGAAAGCAGCAAACCCAGCUGGCCUGUCCCAUCACCAGACUGGAGGAACUGGUGGCAAAGAUCGGCACCCACUGUCACCCGCAUGAGCAGUGGUGACCAGGAUUACAAGUAUGACAGCACAACUGAAGAUAGCAACUUCCUAAACCCGCUCAGCAGUAGUUGGGACAGACAUGUGCCUGGUCACCGGGCAUUUGAAUCAAAGGAACAGCCAGAAUAUGAUUACAUAGACGGUGAGGGAGACUGGAGCCCUUGGUCCAUUUGUAGCAUAACCUGUGGAAGUGGCAAUCAGAAGCGCACCAGAACCUGUGGAUAUGCCUGCACAGCCACCGAGUCGAGGACAUGUGACAGGCCAGACUGUCCGGGGAUUGAAGACACCUUCAGGACAGCAGCCACAGAAGUGAGUUUGCUUGCAGGAAGUGAAGAAUUCAAUGCUACAAAGCUCUUUGAAGUCGACACAGACAGCUGCGAAAGGUGGAUGAGCUGCAAAAGCGAAUUCUUGAAGAAGUACAUGCACAAAGUGGUCAACGACCUUCCCGCUUGCCCUUGCGCCUACCCCACAGAAGUGGCCUACAGCACUGCAGAGAUCUACGACCGGCCGAAGCGGAAGAACUUCCGCUGGAAAGAUGCGAGCGGCCCCAAGGAGAAGCUGGAGAUCUACAAGCCUACUGCCCGCUACUGCAUCCGGUCCAUGCUGUCCUUGGAGAGCACCACCCUGGCAGCUCAGCACUGCUGCUACGACGACAGCAUGCAGCUCAUCACCCGGGGCAAAGGUGCAGGGACACCCAACCUGAUCAGCACAGAAUUCUCCGCGGAACUGCAUUACAAAGUGGACAUCUUGCCCUGGAUCAUUUGCAAAGGAGACUGGAGCAGAUACAAUGAAGCCCGGCCGCCUAACAAUGGCCAGAAAUGCACAGAGAACCCUUCAGAGGAGGACUACUACAGACAAUUUCAGGAAGCAAGGGAAUACUGAAAGAGAGGGAGAGACAGCCAACCUCUUUCAAAGUAUGCAAAACUCAGGUGGUUGGUUUACGGGACAAAAGGCUAAAUAAACUCUUGGCAAGCAAAGUUAGCCUCACCCUUCCCCACUAACUGUAUAGAAGUGUAUAGAAUACACAUUUUUCAUAGGUGUGUGUUAUUUAUAUAAGCAUAUACAAACAGCCUGCAGGCAAAUAGUGUUGUCCCAACAGCCAUUUAUACAAUGAUAUGCAUUCUGCAUCAGUGUAAUGUUUUGUGUUUAAAAACUGCACUCAUUUAAGUACCUGGUUGUUUAAUUGGUGUUCAUAGUUAAAUCUGGUUCCUACUGGAUUCUGUGAAAAAGCUCAGUUUUCAUUCACUGAAGAAACAUCUCAGGAAUCCAGUCCUCAAAUGCAAACCCUGCUCAUUUAGAGAGACUUUUGCAAAGUGCAGAGAACUACCUGGUGGUUUACCUAACUGGGGGUUUCGGACUGCCUCUGAUGGUAGUAUUUUUGGCCAAGAGAGAAUACGGCCACAAGGUUUGCUGCAACCUGGGACAGGUAGGCUUCAGUUUGCAUUAAAAGACAUGUUUUAUGACUGUCUUCCUUUACUAAAAUGAAUGCCUAAAGUGCCUUUGACACUCUCAAAGAGCCCUCAACACUAAGAAGUGUGUGAGCACCUCCCAAAUAUUUUUGUCAAAUCAAACCGAAGGAGCAAAAAUAGAACAUCACGGGACAGUUUCUAUACAUAACUUAUUUAAUACAAAUGCAGUUAAGUGUAAUUUCUUUAGAGAUAUAUUAAUGAAAAUAUUUAGAUGUAUUUAAAAGAGGAAAUAAAAACAUUUUAAAUGGCAGGAUGGUAACUGAAAAACAGGAAAGAAGCAGGUAAAUAUAACCAUGUGCUCUGAGCUCCCUUUUAAAGUUGCAAUUACCAUGCAGUUCCACCUGGCAUCAGGCCAGCUACAAAUAGUGUUUAUUGGCUUUAAGCAUUCCUUCAUCGUCAUCAGUCAUCAUCAUCAUCCCACCUCCCACAGAUACAGCCUUGGGAGAUGUUUACAUGAUUUUUAAUGCCUUCCAAGGACUAAUUUGCGUAUCACAUUUGAAAAUACAAGGACCUAUGGCACAAACCUGCAUUGAUACAGGAACACUUGCCCAGGAAACAUCAUGGACUAUAUCUCACUUUUGGGAAUCAAGCUGCUAACUUUUGUUUAUUCUGUAUAAUGUAUGGAACAGCAUUAAGGGAUUAGCAACUUGUUAUAGGCUUACCUUUGACACAUAAAGCAAAAUAACUUAAGAGUCAGGAAUUGUGAUAAUAAAUCAUAGAAAUAAAAAACCAGCCAAAUUAAUUAGGGAGGAAUCAAAUGGGUUUUUAUAUUGAAGGUUAAGGGUCUGAUUCAUGGCUGAUAGAUAAAAUUUCCCAUGCCUGAUCAUCCCAAAACAAGCAUUAUUGGCUAUGUGAGCUAAAUUUAGAACUUGUCUUAUUUAGGGUGUGUUCACAUGAAACACAGCCCCUGUGGGGGCGGCCAUUUUAAAUUCCUCUCACCAGGAGCUGUUUUGGCCGAAAUGUUUCCUCAGUCCCCUUGCAGUUCAAGACUGCAGCCCAAGAACAUUGAGAACCUGGGCUUUCAGUGGUUUCAGAUGCAGAGAAGGUACCAUCCACUGUAACUCCUUGGAACUCUCUGAACUCAGGAUGAUGAGCUUCCAAGGAAAGCCCAGAGGCCUCUGAGCCCCCAUGUCCUCCAAACCAUGCAGGCACCAAGUUUGGCCGUCUAAAUGAGGCUGAGGCACCUCCAGGCUUCCUUGCAGGGUGGUGACCCCACAGCUAACAUGCAUCCCCCGCCCCGGUGCCUUCUGGGAAGGCUACUGUUCCUCUUCAGAGUCCAGCCGGCACAAGAACCAGCGCAAAGUACAAGCUCCAAUUAUGAAAUAAUGUGUUGUUCUUAAACAUACUGGGUUGGAUCCAGAGCCAGACUGGAUCACUGGUGCUGGCUAAAGAGGGCUUCCCCAUCCUGUUCUUCUGUGAGCAGCCCUCCAGCCCCCUGAAAAUACUAUACUGGAUACAAAAAUCCAGGCUGAACAGUGUGAACUCUGAUGUGUGUGGCUGGCUGCAGGGAGAUGGGCUCCCACAAACCACCCUUAAACUAAGCCCUUCCUCACAUGAAAGACAGAUUCUGGGACCAAGCCUUUGUUCCUAAUGCCCGUCUGCCAAAUAAACACCCAGUAUUUUGCAAAAGAAAACUGUCCCUUAAAAAAGUUUUAUCAGUGAGGGGGUGGCUGGUUCAAAAUCUUUAAUUUAACUGCAUUAUUCUUGUAUAUUUAUUACUAAGCUUUUCUUAACAUGAAUCUGCCAAGUCAAACAUGCAAGGAGGGAGACUUUGAGAGGAAUGACUGUGUUUCAUUAAACUCAACCCAAAGCAAGUGUAUAAAUAAAGCUGUGCUGAAACAUCUGCUCAUUUGCAUUCUCAUUACAUUGCUGCUCACAUGCAGCACAAGGAAGGUG
Varanus komodoensis (Komodo dragon) is the source of this 3875-nucleotide messenger RNA. RefSeq names its product isthmin 1 (gene ISM1). The record is from RefSeq and is a predicted model, not a curated record. Gene Ontology annotation, biological process: negative regulation of angiogenesis. Bases 1 to 1392 code for a protein of 463 amino acids. Lineage: Eukaryota; Metazoa; Chordata; Lepidosauria; Squamata; Varanidae. The transcript has 6 exons.